Molecule: messenger RNA, 834 nt
Organism: Fusarium vanettenii 77-13-4
Lineage: Eukaryota; Fungi; Ascomycota; Sordariomycetes; Hypocreales; Nectriaceae
Exons: 3
Coding region: 75-653 (192 amino acids)
Biological process (GO): regulation of actin filament polymerization; Arp2/3 complex-mediated actin nucleation
Cellular component (GO): Arp2/3 protein complex; cytoskeleton
Molecular function (GO): actin filament binding
Source: RefSeq, a predicted model, not a curated record
CUUGCGCCAACUCGAGUAACUUGUAAAGAAACAGCUCCCAUUUACUGAGCGUAUUAGCUCCAUUGCUGUUCAAGAUGCCCGCAUACAACUCCGUCUUCAACUCCGACCCCAACGUCCCCCGCCUAAUCGGCAACUUCCCCCUCCUUCCGCUCCGCACCAAGACCCGCGGUCCUGCCUACACCCUCCCGAUUCUCUCGCCGCCUCUCCCGGCCAACGAGUCGCCCGACCCGGACAGCGAGAGCUACGAUAUCCUCGACGAGGUCAUCGCCCUCUUCCGAGCAAACACCUUUUUCCGUAACUUUGAGAUCCAGGGUCCUGCCGACCGCCUGCUCGUCUAUGGCAUCUGGUUCAUUAGCGACUGCCUGACCAAGAUCCGACCUCAGGCGUCUCUGCGUGAUGCCCAGAAGGAUGUUAUGAACUUGGCUCUUGACCUUAACUUUGCCAUUCCCGGUGACCCCGGAUGGCCCCUUAACCAGAUGUACGAGCCGCCUCGGGAUAGGCAAGAGGCCGAGCAGCUGAAGCAGUACCUGUCGCAGGUUCGACAGGAGCUUGCGGUCCGGUUACUCGCCAGGGUAUACGAUGAGGACGAGACCAAGCCCAGCAAGUGGUGGCUGAGCUUCACCAAGAGAAAGUUCAUGGGCAAGUCUCUGUAGAGGAUGCAGGAGGGCGUAGGGGUUGAAUAUUAGAAGGGUGCAAUUGCGCACACAAGUUGAAGAGCUGGCACCUUGCAAAAGAUAUCUUUUCCCAUGUGAGCCAAUCGUUUAUUUCGCUUUCUGCUUUGCAUACCUAGAUGGGAAGUUUCUCUGAAUGGGGCUAAUGCACGUCUUGAUUCUA